AUGGACAUCAAUCAUGCACCAAUGGAUAAUGAAGCAAUUAAUCGUUACGAACAGUACUCAUUGGCAAAGGCUCCUAUUAAUGGGGGAAUUUCUUUGGAAAAAUGCCAAGAUGUUGAUUCUGUGGCUUCUAAUAGUAGAAAAAGAGGACAAAGUUCACGCCAAAAAGUUAUGUGCUGCUUUUGUUUUAAGACUACUAAAUAUAGACGAAAACAAUUCGUAAUCGGCUGCUUGACAAAUAGCAUAAUAUUCUCUGUUUUGCUGGCAUAUACUUUUCUGGGAUCAGUUAUAUUUUUAGCAAUUGAAGGCGGAGCGGAAGUACCAGCUCGACCUAAAAUAUUGCCCGAUAAACAAAAAAUAUCAUACGAAGAAAAUGGCACUGGUAAAAGAAACGGAUCGGAGGAAGAUAAAGAUCAUAGCAACUUAACAAUUUCCGGAAACUAUUUUUGGGAAGCUAGAAACAAAGCGGUUGAGAAUAUUUGGGAAAUAACAGUGUCAUUGAAUAUACUGUACCGAGAAAAUUGGACUCGUUUAGCGGCACAAGAAAUUUUAAAGUUUCAAAAUGAAUUGAUGCAAAGAGUUACUACAGAAAUUUCGUCACAAUAUGGAGUUACCUACAGGGAGAUGGCAUUAGGAGAAUAUUCUUUAAGCGAGCUUAAUAAUCAUUAUGAAGAAUACGACUGGAACUUAGCACUAGCCUUUUUUUACUCCUUGACCGUUCUGACGACAAUAGGAUAUGGAAACAUCGCUCCGCAGACAAUAUUGGGGAAAGGCGUCACCAUAAUCUACGGCCUGAUGGGAAUACCAUUAACUCUGGUUUAUUUAUCGAGUGUUGGAUCAUUACUAUCAAAAAUGGCAAGAAGUGUUUUUAGUAGAGCUUUAUGUUGCUGUCUCUGUUCUAAUUGUGGAUAUUGUUGUUACGACGAACGUAGAAUGGCAGAAAAGGAAAGGCGAAUGAAAUUGAAAAGACAACAUGAAGAAAUGAUUAACAGUCAAAAUACAAGCAAAACACCCACGGAGGAAUGCUAUGUUCUAAAAACGGAUAGUCAAAAAGAUUCUUCACUCUCUGAAAGGCCAACCACUAGUACAGCAAAAGAUGACAUAAUUAGUUGGCCAGAUACUGAUUCAAAAUUAUCAAUGCGUGGUUUGAGUAUAUUGGCUCCCGUUUUACUAUGUUUUUCAGCCAUUUUUAUUUAUAUAACACUGGGAGCAAUAGUUUUAUUUAAUUUAGAUAACAUGGGAAUCAUAGAUGGGUUUUAUUUCUGUUUUAUGGCAUUAAGUACUAUUGGAUUCGGUAACAUUAUUCCUGGGAUUAGAUAUACAGCUGUUAAUGGUAUUAGUAUAAUGGGAGAGAGUUCUACGAUAGAGCGUAGUAGGGCUGAAGUUGACAAUAGAGAAUUAGUUUUAAGUGUAGAUGAUAUGACAUUACCCAUUGAUGCAAAUGUAGAAUUUCCACCACCGCCGCCAGAGGAUGAAAUCGUUGCUAUCGUUACAAAAAGGGAACCCAAAGGUACUGUCGGCAAUAUGGUGGCAUAUAAUGCAUUGCCAGAAAUGCUCGAACUUGUCAAUACAUAA
This is a messenger RNA of Danaus chrysippus (African queen), 1572 nucleotides long. The record is from the annotation of a GenBank genome assembly. NCBI's taxonomy places the organism in Eukaryota, Metazoa, Arthropoda, Insecta, Lepidoptera, Nymphalidae.